Molecule: messenger RNA, 2077 nt
Organism: Drosophila virilis
Lineage: Eukaryota; Metazoa; Arthropoda; Insecta; Diptera; Drosophilidae
Product: cuticle protein 16.5
Source: RefSeq, a predicted model, not a curated record
AUAAAAUCUUUUAUUUAUAAACAUUAUAGAUAGACAUGCUUACGCAUUGGUCACAGUCUAGUACUGCUCGCAAUUGUUAUAUUGACUUAAUAUUUGCUAAUAGAUUUCACAUAAAUCACAUUCUUCUGGCAUGAUUUAUGCAUGAACUGCUAGCACAGGUGUCUAUCUGUCUCAUGGUGUUGCCCAGGCCUCUCUCGAGAGGAGGCUUCAGCUUCAGCUCGAGUGCAGCAGCCAAAUAACUGCUGCGUCACCAUCGCAGCUCGACCUAACACAUGUGCGCCACAGUGGGUCGAUUUAACCAGUCGAACAAAUCCAUAAUUGUUUGACUUUAGCUAAUAAAUUAAUACGUAUUUGAAUUUGAAUAGAAAAGUAAUGAAAAACUAAGCGCGAAAAUUACUGUAAAAUUUCAAAUUAGUGUAACCAAAUUUAUUGAAGACAAAAAACUUAAAAAACUGUGAUGCCAGAUCGAUUUGCAGAAAAAGAGGAAGAAAAAUAAAAGCUCGGUUCAAACACAUUUGGGGCGCCUGGCGGGGCACAGCUGAGAACAAUUAGACGACAUUCUCGCCUGGAUUCCACACACACAUACUAUGUACAUAAAUAUGUAUGUAUGGCAAUCGUAGGCUAAUUAAGUGGUUAGCCACAAGGUUAGCUUUAACAAGAGGCAACCGAUUUGGUAAGUAGCAAACAAUUAGAAUUCUCAAUGAAUGCGGCUUUCUAAAUAGAAAUCCCGAGCGACUGCCAAACUCUCAACCAGGCAGCCCCCCCCCCCCCCCUCACACCUUACCCGCCGCCCACCACCUGCCGUCUGCCGCCUUUGACGACAAGUGGUCUGCCUUGCCAGCCAAUCGAAGCGGACCAGAGCCGUUGCGUCAUCAUCAUCACCAGCAGCAGCAGCAGCAACAACAAGAAUCCCAGUCGCAUUCAGACGUCGUCGUCGUUGUCGCUGUCGUUGUCUACUUCAAAGAUACUUCACAAAUUGGUGCUGUUUGGCCCGCUUUGUUGACGCUGAACGACGAGAUCGAAAUCGAAAUCGCUGGCCUGGCCUGGCCUGGCUAUCUAGCUAGUCAUCUGUCCGCUGUCCGCUGUCCGACAGACAUCGACUGCGUGCCUUGUUGCAGUAUAAAAGUAACUGGGUGCACGCAAUGAAUUUACAGUUGCAGUUCUCAGUUAAAAGCUUAAACAUGAAACUUCUGAUUCUAACCACUUUGUUGGCCGCUGCAAGCGCUGCACCCGGCUUGCUGGACUACGGUUUGGGACAUACGGCCCCAGCCAUUAGCUACGGACACGCGGAGCCCGCCAUCACUUAUGCACAUGCUGCGCCCGCCAUCAGCUACGCACAUGCAGCGCCAGCUGUGACCUAUGCCGCCGCUGCUCCAGUCAUUAAGUCUUAUGCGCCGGCCAUCAGCUAUGCGGCUCCGACUGUGGUCAAGUCCUAUGCACCCGCCAUCAGCUAUGCUGCGCCUGCUCCGGUGAUCAAGUCAUAUGCGCCAGCCAUCAGUUAUUCGGCUCCGACGGUGCUCAAGUCGUAUGCAGCACCAUCAUAUGCCGUCGCAGCUCCAGUAGUCAAAGCCGUCGCCGCUCCGGCCACCAGUUACUCGCACUUCAGUUCGGUUGUUUCCCACGCCACGCCCAUCAUCAAGUCAUACGCAGCUGCGCCCAUAGUUAAGUCCUAUGCCGCACCAGCUAUCAGUUACGCCGCGCCAACUGUUGUUAAGUCCUAUGCCGCCCCAGCGAUCAGCUAUCAGCCAACUCUUCUGAAAUCCUAUGCUGCUGCGCCAGCUCUGUCAUACGGCGGAUACGAUGAUCAUGGCUAUGGCUAUCACUAAGAGGCACUGCAUCCGGCACGAGACAUGAGCUGGGAUGGCCGGAGUGAGGCAUAGGAGUAAGCGGAAUAGAUUCAAUGAGAUAGAGAUAGAAGAAGAGAGACAGAGAGAGAGAGAAAGAGAGAGAAAGGGAGGAGUUGACAGACGCACGUUUUCCAAAACUUUUUACUUUUUAACACAUUCCCAUAUUUCGUAUAUUCUGUAUUUAUUUAAGGCUCAAUCACUGCAAAUAAAGAAAAAUUACAUUUUUCAAA